AUGUCUCCUCCUCGAAGAACUAGAAAAGUUUAUGGUGUUGAAAAAACUCCAGGUCAUCGAUUCAAAUGUCCAAGUUCCGGAUGUCACUGUUCGUUCGUAAAGUAUGAAAGGCUAGAGAAACACCUACAAGACAUCCAUCUUACAACAAUACAAGGAAUAAGGCAUAAUCAAAACGCGAGACAAAUUCAACGCGAUUAUGAUAGCAUUGCCUUCUCUUUCAAAAAUAAUAUGUGUAAACAACUUGAUGAAAUUUAUGAAAAGCUAGAGAUUGCCGAAAAUAAAUACCUACCAUUAACCGAAUACGAGUAUCCUCAGAUUGGUGAAUUCAGGCAAUGUCGUAAUAGUAUUACCUUAUUAAAAGUGGAGAUCAGUAGAUUUAAUGAGAAGCAAAUUCGCCUUAUCAAUAGCAUUUUGGUUAAUAAAGUUGCCGCGGAAGAAAAGGAAAAAGUAGCAACACUUGUUAAAAAACUUCGUGAGGAAAUUAAAUUACUUAUGAACGAGCUUAAUAAAAAAAAUAAAAAGAUAAAGGAGUUGGAGGAAAAAUAUAUAGCUUUAAAUGCGAAAUAUCACGCUCUUAAAAAGGAUCACGAUACUGGCGAUGGUCAUUACAUGGAAAGCCGACAAUUUUUUGAAGAGGCCGAAGCAACUAAUAGAAGAAAUCGCGAGCUAGAAAAUAAUCUACAUUUAUUAGAGCAACAGAAUGUAGAAUUAUCUAAAGAAAUCGAAGAAUUAACAAACAAAAAAGCGACACUUUCUGAAGUUGUCUAUAUUAUAGAUUAA
This is a messenger RNA of Dentiscutata heterogama, 780 nucleotides long. Lineage: Eukaryota; Fungi; Glomeromycota; Glomeromycetes; Diversisporales; Gigasporaceae. The record is from the annotation of a GenBank genome assembly.